AUGGAGGACACUGAUGGAUCGGAUUAUGAAGUGUUGCCAGAAAUCGUGAAAGAAAUUGUGGAAAUGGAAAUGGAAAUGGAAAGGAAUGAGGAGAAUCGAGAAGAAGGGAAAAUUAAGGAAAUCGAGGCAAUGAUCGAUGAAGGAGCUCGCGUUGAACACCCAAAUUCUCUUUUUGUUGCCAGAGACGAAGAGGAAAAGUUUUUGGAUGAAGAGAGAUCGAAUGGAGAUGAAGUAAAAGGGAAAAUCAUCGACGAUCAAGAGAAACAAGUCGAGAAGAGAGAGCACAAAUUGAAAUCGGAGAACGAUCCAGUUCUGGAGGGAUUCAUUUGCAUUUUAGCUUUAUUGUCCUUGAUUUUCUUUGGUGUAUUCAUAAGUCAAUAUACAAGAAUGGCAAACGAAUUGGAAAAUGGAGAAAAAGUGAAUUAUCAAAUCGAGAAUCCAUCAGACAAACAAUUCUUUCUCUAUAAGGUCUGCAUUGAUAUGCACGGUGACGAGUUGUGCAGUGUGAAUCGAAUUGUGGAGCCUGGAUCGUAUGCAAAUAUGGACUUCCCAUUGGCCGAUUCAUUUGUUUGGGAGAGCUUCUCAAAACAUUUCCCUUCACAACAAAUCUCCAUCAUCAUCCAACCGAUGAAAAUGAAUUUCAAGAAAUUUUUCAAGCUU
Molecule: messenger RNA, 660 nt
Organism: Mesorhabditis belari
Lineage: Eukaryota; Metazoa; Nematoda; Chromadorea; Rhabditida; Rhabditidae
Source: the annotation of a GenBank genome assembly